Messenger RNA from Tuber aestivum (summer truffle), 761 nucleotides. The record is from the annotation of a GenBank genome assembly. Lineage: Eukaryota; Fungi; Ascomycota; Pezizomycetes; Pezizales; Tuberaceae.
CCUCUUAGCUGCAGGAGUGUGCUCACGCCUUCUAGAAUGCGCAUGUGUGCGAAGCCGAUUACCUAUUUUAUUUAUUGUCGUCCGUUAAUUAAGUAGGUCUUUGAUUGAGGGGGGUGGGGGGAAAUAAAAUAUAAAUAAAUAAAAAAUGCGUACUUUGAUGAAUUCCAGUUUCGAAUGUUCACUGAGGGUAUCUAUCGUCUUGGUGACUCUAAACAUGGUGCUAAUAAUAUCGAUGGCGGAGUAGCCCUUCCCCCAGAGCUCCUCCAGCUUCUCCAGCGCCACGUCUAUCUUUCCGGUGUAGCAAGCUUUGAUCAGGGCCUGCACAGCGAUGGGGUGCGGGGAGUCGACGACUUUGAAGACAUUGUCCGCACUGACGAAGCCGAAGCCCGCAACCGUGCUCUGCAGGUUGUUGAUGGCCUGACGCAUAUCCCCCUCGGCGGAGAAGAUCAGCGCGGCGAGGCCCUCCUCCGAGUGCUCCACCUUCUCCGCGACGCAUAUCUCGAGCAGGCGACGGAGCACCUGCGAGUCCGUGAGGCGGGAGUAGCGGAGGAUGGCGCAGCGGGAUUGCAGCGGCUCGAUGAUCUUGUUGCUCUGGUUGCAGGCGAACGCGAAGCGGGUCGUGGAGGAGUAUAUCUCCAUCGUGCGACGGAGCGCCUGCUGCGCUCCCGCCGUCAUGCUGUCCGCUUCAUCGAGGAUCACGAUCUUCUGCCUUCCGAGUGGGAGAGUAACCUUCUUCUGCGCAAAUCCCUUGAUACGGUUCC